Messenger RNA from Drosophila rhopaloa, 2000 nucleotides. RefSeq names its product leucine-rich repeat extensin-like protein 5. The transcript is spliced from 3 exons. NCBI's taxonomy places the organism in Eukaryota, Metazoa, Arthropoda, Insecta, Diptera, Drosophilidae. The record is from RefSeq and is a predicted model, not a curated record. The coding region runs from base 150 to 1988 and encodes 612 amino acids.
GCUGCCUCGUAUUCGACAAUUUCUCGCGACGCGGAACGGUAACGUUAUGACGACAGCGUAGCCCCCAAGGAUAUUCAGUGAUAGUGUGGAAAAUAAAUAUUGAAAAAAGUGUCCUGUGGUGAAACGAGUUAAGGAUACAAAGUCUAAGGAUGCGGUUGGAAGGCGUCAAGUGGGCACUGCUGGUGUGUCUAGCACUUUUCGUUGGCUGUGUCCGGAUUGAAGCCUACUCUCAGGUUUUGAUCAGUGGCAAUGCAGCGGGAAACGACCAAGGACCUCGUAUAUUUAAGGCUCUCAAUACGGAUUUGAUCUUCCCGAAAACCUUCAACUCCAGCGAAAAUGUGGUCUCCACCACUGCCGCUCCUGCGAUUACGUCCACAUCCACAACAACGCUUCCACCUAUUCCCUAUAACCACCAACCCGAGGGAACAACCAACUCGCCGGUGUUUGUUACUCCCUUAGUGGCAUCAGAUGCAGAGAAACCAAGUGAUCCUGUCCCUGCUCCAGUAUCCGAGGAGCAACCAGCGCCAGUUAUAGAAGGAGCCUCCACAGGUCGCGCCGUGGAUUAUCGGACGGCGUAUCCCUUUGGCCAACUGAUUACUCCUUUGCUGCGGGGCGGCAAGCCACAGCAGUACAACUCCCGACCCUCAAAGACACGUAUUUAUCCCCAAGGUAGUCCAUCUUACUACUCCUCAUCAUCACGAAACCCAUCUCGCUAUAAGGCUUCGAGGCCCAGCUACAAAAAAGGAUUUAGCGAUCGCUUCUCGCCCAGCGAAGGAACAGCCGCUGGUCUGUUCAAGAGCCACAAUCACAACCACGAUCACAGCCACGAUCACAGCCAUGAUCAUGGCCAUGGACAGGAUGGCAAGGUGGCCUCCGGAUCUAACUCCGUGAAUUCCUAUGUUGCCCCAAGCGAUGCCUAUUCCUUUCCGCCCCUGAACACCAAGUAUCCAUCGCCCUCGAACGAUCCCAAAGCAGCAUUGCCUUCGGAUACUGUGACGAGCUACUUGCCACCCGCAUCUGGAGGAUUGAGCAACGCGGGGUACUCCUAUCCGGGUCCUUCUUUUCCGGGUUACAAGUAUCCGGGUCCAUUGGCAAAUAGCAAUGGCGACAAGGAUGCGGCGGCCAGCAUGCCGAGUGCCUCUCCGCCGGCAGAUGAUGAUCCUGGAAACGAUGAUCAGAUUGGAGUCCUGCCCGCCAGUGCCAUGGACAACAUGCCAACGAAGGAUCAGGAUGGCAAGGAUGCCGGCGGUGCCGCUCCUGCCGAUGGCGGGGAUAUGGGUUCCCCUGCAGAUGGAGGAGAUAAUGGCGGCGGCGGUGGAGAUGGCGACGAAGGCCCACUGCCAGCGCUCCACAACGAUGGCUCCCAUCCCGACGACGAUCACAAGUACGAUCCCAGUAUGGAGUAUGCCACACCACCACCAGGUUGGCUGGAAUCUCACCCGGAAUCGGCGGCUCCCAAGCCGGAGGAUCACGAUCACGAUCACGAUCACGAUCAUGCGCCGGAGCCAGAUCACGACCAUGUGCACGGAGGUCACUAUCCGGGUCACUUUGAUUACCAGCCCUCCUAUCCGGAUGACUCGUAUCCGGACGUGAUUUACGACGAUCAUCCGCACCAUCACCACCAUGUUCACCACCCACCGCCUCCUCCGCCGCCACCACCACCACCACCACCGCCUCCGCCGCCCACGGAACCCCCACCACCGCCUCCUCCGCCGCCGGAGCCACGUGUCAAGAAGUACAGCUACUUCUACAUUGGCCGGAAGCUCUGGUACAUCCCACUGUACUUCACCGUGUGGUUCAGUUUCUACAUCCUGUGGCUCAUCAUCAAGUCCAUUGGCCGCCACAAGGUGAACCUGCCCAAUCACUAUGUCUCGCGACGCAGUGCACCCGAUCCGUUCAGCGAUCAGGGUCGGGACGAAUACAUAAACGAGAUGACGGUUAGGGUGCUGGAACACAUCGAUAGCUUUAAGCAGAAAUACUUGAACUGACAAGGACGCUAC